Molecule: messenger RNA, 1149 nt
Organism: Colletotrichum spaethianum
Lineage: Eukaryota; Fungi; Ascomycota; Sordariomycetes; Glomerellales; Glomerellaceae
Exons: 1
Coding region: 1-1149 (382 amino acids)
Source: RefSeq, a predicted model, not a curated record
AUGGCAGUGAUACAGAAUGUUCAGAAAGAGUCGCAUGAAGCUGACGCGGAUGCUCAGCUGACAAUCACCGACGAGCCUAGUUCGCCCGCUAGUAUGCCGAACUCACAGCUGCAGUCAAGCUUCUUCUCUACCCUUCCCCUUGAAAUCCGCCAGAGCAUUUACGGCUAUCUCUGGCUGUCCGCUGGAUCAACUCAACACGUGUACAAAUCUAGCGCAUCUGCCUUGGCGCCUCUUUCUCAUUGCCAAUGCAUUGCGGACCUGGACGCCGAGGAUAACCGCGAGAUUGAGCUCAGCCGUGUGCUGAACGCUCCGCCGGCCGAUCCAACGACAUUCGAAGGCGGCGUGGGCCCGGGGUCAACGGACGAAAGAGACGCGAUCAUUGAAUGGCGAUACCGCAUCGUAUCAACGUGGUGCCACCACUGGCAAUGUGAGGAGGAACCGCCAGUCCUACGCCCCGUCGAUGACAGCUCAUCGGACGAGGGAAGCGAGGAGAAACAGACCUCUCUAACGAGUCAGAAGAACCAGCACCGACUGCUUGUUCAAGAGUUUAGCCCAUUCCUGGCAAUCCCUCUCACCUGCAAGCGGAUGCACGACGAGGCAAUCGACUCUAUUUAUGAUACCACGACAUUCUCGUUCAUCGGCACAGAUGCUCUUUCUCGCUUCAUGAAAACUACGGCAUCCGAAUAUCUGGUUCGGAUAAACAAGGUCCAUCUCACAUGGCGGGCCCCAAUAGAGACUUACAUGGCGCUGGAUGUCGAAGAGGCCGUCGCUGAGAGGAUCAAGUGGAAUGAGUUGUGGGCGGAGGUGGCGCUCAAAAUGCCUCGCUUGAAAGAGCUCCAGAUCUGGACCUAUCCAUAUUACGCCCGAUACCCAAUGCCCCACGAAGAGUGGUUGAAGCCGCUGCAUCAGUUCGAAAAGGUGUCCAAGUUCCACAUCUCGUUUAGAUGGUUCCAGGAUCCUCCCACGCCCGAUACUGGCCCCGUCGACUCUUUGGAGGCAGCUCCGUUCGAGUACGACAGGAUACCUCCGGUGCAAGAGAAUCCUAUACACUUCCACUGGCGCCGUUUGGUCGGUCUGCCUCCUGACGAACCACGUGUCCCCGUGAGCCGACGACAGAGAAAGCGAAGAUACCUUGGCAGGGCGCUCUAG